UUCAAGUAUCCUCUUCCAACAUUCUUCAACCGGGUUCAGACAGAAAGAGAUGGGGAGAGCGAAGAAGGGUCCCAAAUUCGCAGUCAUGAAGAAACUUGCGUCUCAUAAAGCAAUCAAACAACAUAAAGAAGAGGUUUUGAACCCUAAUAAAAAGGAUUUAACGAAGGAGAAGCUCCCUAGAAAUGUACCCUAUGUUUCUUCUGCUCUGUUCUUCACUUACAAUACGGCUCUGGGACCGCCUUAUCGAGUUUUGGUGGAUACCAACUUCAUCAAUUUCUCCAUCCAAAAUAAAUUGGACUUGGAGAAGGGAAUGAUGGACUGCUUAUAUGCAAAAUGCACGCCAUGUAUUACCGAUUGUGUGAUGGCUGAACUUGAGAAACUUGGUCAGAAGUAUCGUGUUGCCUUGAGAAUUGCCAAGGAUCCUAGAUUUGAAAGGCUUCCAUGCACUCACAAAGGAACUUAUGCUGAUGACUGCAUUGUUGAAAGAGUUACUCAGCACAAAUGCUAUAUGGUAGCAACAUGUGAUAGAGAUUUGAAACGUAGGAUUCGCAAGAUACCUGGUGUGCCGAUUAUGUAUAUCACCCAACACAAGUAUUCCAUUGAAAGAUUGCCUGAAGCAACUAUGGGUGGAGCUCCAAGAAUAUGACAUUUGGGCGUUCUUGCAUGUUAUCGAUGAUAGAGUUUUAUGUUACCCGAAGAACAGAUCUUGUAGAAAUCGCUCACUACUGCCAUCCUGAGCGCCUACUGUUCUUCAAGAAUGUGUUAUCGUUUUAUCUUUUUAUGUAAUGGGUUUUGUGUUAUGAUACGUAAAGAUGAAAGAUCGAAAUUGUUACUGUACUUUAAAAGCAAAAUGCAGUUUUGUCUUCAUGCAA
Messenger RNA from Cynara cardunculus var. scolymus (artichoke), 872 nucleotides. Its product is annotated as rRNA-processing protein FCF1 homolog. Bases 50 to 646 code for a protein of 198 amino acids. The record is from RefSeq and is a predicted model, not a curated record. Lineage: Eukaryota; Viridiplantae; Streptophyta; Magnoliopsida; Asterales; Asteraceae. The transcript has 9 exons. Gene Ontology annotation, cellular component: nucleolus; small-subunit processome.